CACUUCGGACGUGCACGUAUUUACGUCAACUUUACAAGUGGGAGCGACGUGUUAGAAUCGUUAAAGUGGCAACAACAACCUUUGUAAAUAUACGUAGAAACCUGGAAACGAGGCAUUAAGCAAUGCUUUUUAUUCUCCGUGGGCUUUCCAUUAAAGCCUGCGUGCAUAUUCAGCUGAUGUCUGCAAACUAGCGAAGUAGGAAGACGCUACAGAGGAGGCAACAAACAAUUAUGGAGAUAAUGACGUUUGAUUUGUGUGCAAACAUGGCAGAGCAUCCGGGUGGAGGAGGACGUGUCGCCUUCGUGAGAGUGGCCAAUGUGAUAUGCUGGGAUGCUCGUGGAGCUAGCCAAUGCUAGGUGGACUUACCAAAAAGAAGAUGACUUCGAGGAAAAACAAGCAUCAUUGGAUCAUUUGAAUUGACAUCGAUUAAUCCUCCCAGAAACUACAUCUUCAGGCUACAACCACGGAUGUUAACUCCAAUAUGGAACCACAUGGUGGAAACUGUUAAACCAAGAGCAUGCUUCAUUGUCUUGUGCUGACUGCUCCAGCUAUGAAGGGCACCUUUUAAAUUAGAAGAGCUACAACAUCAUCACAGCCAUGGGCUUUUGUUCGGCUGCUUGUUGCAAGUUGUCGCGCAGGGUGAAGUACCUUUUUUUACUGCUUCUCCCUCUUUCUGUGCUGGCAUGGAUUUGCCUGUUCUCGGGUGGCAGUGUGAAAUCUUUCACCGUUCUCUCGGCGGCAACACAAGCUCUCGUUAAAAAAGAGAACACACAGGACCGGGCAAACUUGGGGACAUCGGUGGCGGUUCGCUUAAUAACACCGACGCCGAGAGCAGAAUGUCCGAAGAAGUCACCGCUUCUACAAGGAGCUGUGAAGCUGAACUUUGAGCCCUCUCUGAAAGUGAAAGACGUGGAGGGUGAGAACAAGCGAGUGGUGGAAGGCCAGUAUCAGCCUUUGUCGUGCACGGCCAGACAGAGCGUGGCCAUCCUCAUUCCCCAUCGCAACCGAGAGCGACAUCUCCUCUACUUGCUGCACCACCUGCACCCCUUCCUGCAAAGGCAACAACUCCACUAUGCUGUUUAUGUCCUCCAGCAGGCCGGUGAUGCCACUUUUAAUCGUGCCAAACUACUGAACGUGGGUUACUUGGAAGCACUGAAAGACUACACUUGGGACUGUUUCAUUUUCCAUGACGUGGACUUGGUUCCUGAAAAUGAUCGCAAUCUCUACGUCUGUGAUUCACAACCCAAACACCUUGUAGUUGGCCGGAAUGCCACAGGAUACAAGCUGCACUACAAAGGCUACUUUGGAGGAGUCUCGGCCAUGAGCAGAGAGCAGUUCGGAAAAGUGAAUGGAUUUGCAAACACCUACUGGGGUUGGGGUGGAGAAGACGAUGACCUACGCAUUAGGGUGGAGCUGCAAAAAAUGAAGAUUGUGCGACCACCCGCUGACAUCGCACGCUACACGAUGGUGUUUCACAAACGAGACAGCGGUAAUGAAGUCAACAAAGACAGGAUGAAGCUGUUAAGACGGACGCCACUAGUUUGGAAAAAAGAUGGACUGAACAGCUGCAAAUAUCAGAUAUUAUCAGUGGAGAGGUUGCCGCUCUACAUCAAUGUGACCGUAGACCUCGGAAAGCCAUAGAACACAUCGCCAAAUGUUGUCGAAGUAACACGUGAACUUUAUUGCUCUGCUCCACAUUUCAUUUAAGCACAUAUUGCUCACACAUAAUCUGUGGCCAAACGCCUAGCUGAGCUUCAAUUGUAUGGACACAAAAGACACGGUCUUGAUAUGAUUGCAAGACUGAAUAGAAACUCAAUCAUCUUCAGUAAAUGUAGCCUCAAAAGUAUUGAUAGUUGAUUUGAAGAUGAAAUAUAAUGUAUAUCGUAAUUAGAAUACUUUCUACACAGCUUUGAGGUGUGCCCUUACUCCAUUAUGUGUGAAUUGGAUAUCAUUCCAAUUGUUCUUAUUCAAGAAACAUGUUUUGUAGUACAAAUGUACUCAAGAGUAUGCAAUAAGAUGUGAUGUUCAGCUGAAUUAUAUGAUUGUAUCUAUUUACACACAAUUUAUUUGUAAUCAUUUGCAAUUGGAAGUUGUGAAAACGGGUGACGUGGCCUUUUAGGAUAUUGGUUUUCCUCAGAUACUGAUAAUCUUGGUCAUUUCUAUUUUAGUUAUCAAAUGACUUUUCCUAGUGGUUCUGCAAUGUUCGUCAGACUGAAAAGCUGGAAUUUUAUAUGCUAGUACUCCAUUUUAUUUUUUUAAAAGGGCCUUCUCUUCUUGCUUUGCAGGAAAAUGUAAUGGGUGUGGGGGAUCAAUAUCUAAAUGUGAUUAAUGAAAAUAGCAUAUCAUGAUAUAAGUAGUAGACUGCAUGAGGGUUAGUAACGGGACUUUAACUGCACAUAUCAAUUUUAUUGUGGGCUUAAAGUGAUGUGCAAUGGCUUGGGUGUUACAAUGGCCAUGUUUUGUGACCAUCAAAACUUUCUUCCGUUCAUAGAUUGGUUGCAAAGUACUCAAAUGGCACUUAAUGAUGAUUUCGGGCACAUUGGCAACCCGGAAAAACUGAUUUUGUUGCUACAGAUGUUUUGAAAAAAAAAGGUCUAAUAAACAAUUAUUUUCAUAAUGUCA
Syngnathus typhle (broad-nosed pipefish) is the source of this 2622-nucleotide messenger RNA. It is a transcript of the gene b4galt4, whose product is annotated as UDP-Gal:betaGlcNAc beta 1,4- galactosyltransferase, polypeptide 4. Gene Ontology annotation, biological process: carbohydrate metabolic process. The transcript has 8 exons. Gene Ontology annotation, molecular function: glycosyltransferase activity. The coding region runs from base 598 to 1641 and encodes 347 amino acids. The record is from RefSeq and is a predicted model, not a curated record. NCBI's taxonomy places the organism in Eukaryota, Metazoa, Chordata, Actinopteri, Syngnathiformes, Syngnathidae.